AUGGACGCAGAAACCGAGGACCCAGAGAACAUUGAACCUUCAGCUCCCUGGUCAGGUUCUGAUGGUUCCAGAGAUUGUGGUUUCCUUGAAUCCCCGGACGAAUCCGAUGAUGAAGUUGAGUAUAGUGAUGGAGAAAGAAGCUUGGACACACAGCCCUAUUCUUUCUGUAAGUGUGAUGUGGAGUACCAAAAAGGUCUAAAAUCACUAGAGUCAAAACUGGUCUGUAAGGAACAGUCUUUGAAUGACCUGAGUGGUGGUGAGGAGGAAGGUUCAUCCCAAGAAGUGGACAUUUACUCUUAUGACCCGGGAAAGACUGCACACAACAAAACCCUACCAACCUCACGGUUCUCAAAAUCAAAGGGCCAAGACCCUGAGAGUGGGCAAAUGCCAAGGCCGCUUACACAUUCAUCUUCCUCCUCCCUUGGACAUGCUCCUGAAAUGACCCUGAACACUGAGCCCCUGGGGGCCAGUUAUAGGCAGGGCCAAGGGACUGGAAACAGGAGGGUUGGAUCUUCAGAAGAAGGAGGGAGCAGCGAAGUAGCUCCUGCCACACUCAUCUUUGGAAUCUCAGAUCAGGGUGCUGAGCAGGCAGAGAGGCGAAAUCCAGGCUUUGACACAGGUCUCUGCAAACAGGACAGUCACCAGGGAAGGUAUACACGGCUUGGUCAAGAUGAAAGCCAAUCACAAAGGCAGGUUAAGGAGAACAAGUCCAAAUGUCAGCGAAUUGCUCGCCUUCUAACUGAGGCACACAACCCUCAAAAUAAGGGAGCCCUUUUGUUUAAAAAACGUCAGCAAAGGGUGAAGAAGUAUACACUUGUAAGUUAUGGGACUGGUGACAGUAAGUUUGACAGUCAAGAACAAUUGGAAGAAAAAGCAGGUGAUAUCCAGGAGGCUGAGUUUGACUUUGUCAAAACUGACGAUUCUGACUUUGGAGAAGAAUACGCCGUAUAUCACAGGCAACAUGAUUUAAGUGUGAAUUGGGGAAGUGUUGAAAAAAUGGAAGUGUUAUCUGGGACAACAGGAAAGGGAGUCUUGAUGUUUGCGCACCGCCGUAAACGCAUGGAAGAAGUUGUUUCAGAGCAAGAACGUCAUAAUAAAGGAUUAUAUUUGAAAGCGCCGUCAGAACCUGGAUUCCCAGUAGCAAAGAAUAUAUACAACUUGAAGAAAAUGUCUGAUCAUUCUGAACCGGUCAGCUACAUGGAUAGACACAUUCAUCAGAUGAAUCAGCAAAGAUCUUUGGUUUCAAACAGGACAGCGAAGCCUUUUUUAGGAGUUGAACCUGGUCCAGCUUAUAACAGGAUGUCUGCUGGCCCUGCUGUUCCAGUGAGAAAAAAUCCAUCAACUGAAUCAACAUUUAAAGUACAUGUUCCUAUCAUCUCAAACCCACAUGUUUGGUCCCCGACUGCAGACAUCAUAGCCUCCAGAGACGAGCGAAUAGCUAUACCUGCAAUAAGGGCUUGCAGUCUGCCAGAGUCAAGGCGUAAAAGCUCUAACAAACAGCAUCAGACAACCAAAAAACAAGGAUCAGAUUCUCGGGAAAACAAAGCAUAUAUGGAGUCAGAGGAAGACUGUUUUAGUCUGGGUGCGGAAGCAUGUAACUUCAUGCAACCCAGAGCAAUUAAACUCAAGAAUCCACCCCCGGUUGCACCAAAGCCUGCUAUCAAUCCAAAAAGUCCGCCAUGGAUAAGAGGCCCUCCGAGUGAACCCUGUCUUCCUCCAAGGAGUUCAAUUUCACAAGCCAAGUAUCGUUCGGGGCCCCAGCAACAGCACUGUUACUUGGACCAGCACUGCUCUCAACCUCAAAAGUUGGCCAACUGCUCGGAGGCAGAUCAAGCACAGGCAACUAUUCAAACACCUGCCAUUGGCCGGGUAUCGGUCAGCUCCUCUUUUAAGCCUCAUAUUCAGCCAACCACGACCAGCAGGAGCAAACCACUACCAAGAACUGCUGUGAGUAUGCAGACACACUCUCCUUCUUUCAGCCCAUUUCACUUACAGUCAACUGUGCGAAGUAAGCAAGAGAGUGUUCCAAGUUCUGUUGCCUCUUGUCCACCAAAACCAAUGAAACCAUUCACAUCAAAAAUGCCACUGCCUCCUCCAAAAGGUCAAGUCAUUGGUGGAGGUUUUGAUCGCACCAUUACGGAUGAAGGCAUAGAGUCAUCUUCCAAAAGACCAUCCAGAAUGGAGAAGUUUGUAGUUGGCAAUCCAACAUCAAACCAGGCUAGAUGCACCUCUCCAACAAUGUCAUUACCCAACUCCUGGAGAUAUUCAUCCAAUAUUCGUGCACCACCACCUUUAUCAUACAAUCCGCUUCACUCCCCUUUUUAUACUCCACCAGCAGUGAAAAAAACACAACCAACAAAAACCACAGUAAUAACCAAAUCAAGCCCAAAACAUCUCAACACUUUAGAUGUCAUGAAACAUCAGCCGCAUUAUUUGGAUUCAUCACUCUUCCACUAUGAAGCAGUUCCAGAGGCUAAAAGCCCCAGUGCCAAACCCGCACCGCCGUCAAAGUUUGAAAUGACCAAAAAACUCAAACAAAGAUCUGCCCACUCUCAUUCUCCUAAUAUCCCCGAGCCUGACUUUGAAAGCAAGUCAGAGACCUCUGCCAAGUCCUCAGCUAAGUCCUCUGGACCGGGACAAGGUAGAAGUCGCUCCCUUAGCCUGCCCAGAUACUCCUCUUUUUCUGGGCCGCUGUCACCAGUGAGCACACAGGAUCCUCGCCCAUAUCUUUCCCCUGCAAAGCAAAAUCGAGCAUCGAGCAUCUCCUCCUACAAGCCACCCACGCCCUGGGAGGCUGCGUCUAGGAGCCCCUUUGGUUCAGUGGAUGAUGCCUUCUUGUUCCAAAGCGUCUCGUCGACAUUCGCCUCAUGUGUCAGGGCCGUGGGGCCCCGCAGGUCCCUGCCUGAGCCUCCAGAGGAAUGGAAGCGUCGGGUGUCAUUUGAUCCACCGCUUGCCAGUCAGGGUCAUUGUCGUAUGGCCCCUGCUUACAUGACCUCAGCACCCAUGAGGAUGAAAAGUGCAUGCGUCGAAACAACAGCAGCAUACAGGCCUUCUUUUAGACCAUCCCAUUCACUUAAACCGGCUGGUAAACCCAGACUUAUAUAA
Nerophis lumbriciformis (worm pipefish) is the source of this 3105-nucleotide messenger RNA. NCBI's taxonomy places the organism in Eukaryota, Metazoa, Chordata, Actinopteri, Syngnathiformes, Syngnathidae. The record is from RefSeq and is a predicted model, not a curated record.